Messenger RNA from Leptosomus discolor (cuckoo roller), 1716 nucleotides. NCBI's taxonomy places the organism in Eukaryota, Metazoa, Chordata, Aves, Leptosomiformes, Leptosomidae. The record is from RefSeq and is a predicted model, not a curated record.
GGCAGAGCAUGGCCUCAGCCCUCCCACUGCUGCUGCUCUGGGUGUUUGCCCCCACGGUGGUCCCGGAGGUGUUUGGUCCUGGAGAUGGCACAGAGGACCUCAAGGCUCUGCAGGUCUCCAUCCCACGUCACCCAACCCUCGACGCCGUGCUGGCGGGCGACAUCACCAUCCCCUGCCUCAUCACCUACCUUGGCCCCCAGCCCACCACUGGCACGGCUGGCCGCCGGGCGGUCCUGGGAACCCCCCGGGUCAAGUGGACUUUCAUCUCUGAGGGCAGGGAGGUGGAGAUCUUGGUAGCCCGGGGGGACAGGGUGAAGGUCAGCGAGGACUAUCGCCUCCGCGCCUCCCUGCCCAUCUUCCACCAGCGCUACACCAACGCCUCCCUGCUGCUCACCGAGCUGCGGCCCAACGACUCGGGAAUCUACCGCUGCGAUGUCCAACACGGCAUCGAGGAUGGCCACGACAUCCUCGACGUCAAAGUCAAAGGGGUGGUGUUUCACUACCGGGAGGGCUCCAUGCGCUACGCCUACACCUUUGCCGAGGCGCAGGAAGCUUGUGCCAGGAUCGGCGCCCGCAUCGCCACCCCUGAGCAGCUGUACGCUGCCUACCUUGGUGGCUACGAGCAGUGUGAUGCUGGCUGGAUCGCCGACCAGACUGUCAGGUACCCCAUCCACAUGCCCCGUGAGGCUUGUUACGGUGACAUGAACGGCUUCCCUGGGGUGAGGAACUACGGGGUGGUGGACCCAGAGGACAUGUACGAUGUGUACUGCUAUGCCGAGGACCUCCCAGGGGAGAUCUUUUUGGAGACGGCCCCAGACAAAUUCACGCUGGAGGAGGCGGCAGAGCGCUGUCGGGUGCUGGGUGCUGAGCUGGCGCGCACGGGGCAGCUCUAUGCAGCUUGGAACGCGGGGCUGGACGCCGGCCGGCCCGGCUGGCGGCUGCCGGGUGUCAAAACCAUCUUCCUCUUCCGCAACCAGACGGGAUUCCCCGAUGCGCAGAGCAGAUACGAUGCGUACUGCUUUCGAGAAGGGACAAACUCUUUUGCAGGAAAAUACCAAGCCAGAGAGCCCGAGGGCCUCCAGGAGAUUGUUACAGUGGCAGAAAAGCUGGAGGAGCUGCAGCUGCCCAAAGCGCAAGUGGAGAUUGAGUCGCGAGGGGCUAUAUACGCCGUCCCUUUCUUUAAGGACGCUGAGGUGGAAAAGCCGAGCCCGUCCCCCGAAGACGCACCGGGGCCAGGGGCCUGGCACCCCCUGCUAGAUACCUCCGUGUCCUCAGGUCACCCAACCUCUGCCACCCCUUUCCCAACGGCCCCGGCCGUCCCCGAGGCAGGCGUCCCGCUUAGCUGUGGUGCCAAACCGGGGAGCCCGUCCCUCACAGAGGAGGAUGGGGUGACAGGGACAGUUGGGCAGUGCACGGUGGCCAGGCACGAGCCGUCCCGCACUGAAGAGGAACAGGGAAAAGCGCUGGGCAGGGACCCUGGUAGCACAUCGGCAGAGAGCCUGGGUGGAGAGCAAGACGCCAGGCAGCCCCUGGAGCCGGAUGGAGCCGCCAGCGGGCAGACACCACCUCCGCAGGAGGAAGGAGAGGAGCAGUCGGGGGCCCUGUGGCUCCCCUCGCCCGUGGCGCCGGGGGAUGGGAGCACCCUCCCUAUGGUGGAGGCAACGGUGGUCACAUCGUGGCACAAGGAGGUGCCCAGCAGCGUGCCGGCCACAGGAG